GAUCACUGAUAUGGGUGGUUAUAUUAGUCCGGAAGAUCUUGCCUACGAAUUCAAAAUUUUGUUUUGUUUUGAAUAUUUAACACUUUUUUAAUAUUAACCUUUCUGGAACAACGAAGACGUGUUAUUAAAAUUUUCAUAAGUGCGUAACGUUAGUGAUGACCGUUGUUGAAAUAGUCGAUUCUUUGGUACUACUACUGUGAUGGACCAAUGAGGUUAUAAUUCCUUGACCUCCUACUUAUAUUGCUAUACAUAAAUAUUGCAAGUUUUUGUUAAUUGCCGCAAUACUUAUAAAUCGUGUUUUCACGCUAUGGUGACCCACUGUACCGGAAUAACGAGAACAAAAGUUAAAACAGCUCAAAAUUCGCUCAUCCUCGUUGGCGUUGAAAACAUCGACUUCGUAUGGUCUUGACCAGAAUACACGCUGCCUGACACGCUGACGUGCGCCUCCACAAAGCCAUAUUUAUACAUCAGUACAUCUGCAAGUACCCUCAAUUAUUCGAGCUUCGUUGUGCGCCAUCGCUUUAGUUGUCAGUUGAUUGCCAGUAGUAGAAUCGUGUGGAUGUAUCAAUUGAGCGCGCGCCAGCGAAACGAUAUUGAGCAACAGUAAAGAGUAAAUCUGUGUUUUCAUUCAAAACAAAAUAAAACUAGAAGCAGAGAGCGUGCGGUUGGUACCCCGAUGUCGGUUGAAUAGCGACGCGACGCGACGUGACGCAGUAAUAGUUAAGAAGAGGAGCAAUCCAAAAGAUAGUUCACUUUGUGACCCUAAAUUUAUCACAUACAUACAUAAAUACAUAUGUAAGUAGGGAAGCCAUUCGAAGUAAAUCGCUGAAGACCAGCCUAAGCGUAUAGGCUGUUAAUGAAAACCUAAAUUAUGCAUUAGCUGUUGGUGCGGUGAGGUGCGUUGCUGUGCGGUUUAUUGUGGUUGGUGUGACUGUAAUCGCGGUGUCACCGGCUAAGGUGUGCUGCAACGCUUUGUGUCGCGUUUGGUUUCAUGGGUGUGUGCUGACAUGAAUAACUGUGUUUUCGGUCGUGUUUGUUUGCUUAGCCUCCAGGAGCUGUGCCACCACGUCUUAUUAUGUUUUUUUGUGGUUUUGCCUCUGACGCACACUACUCGCGGAAGAGAGGAAAGAACAUGGCUGACACAUCAACUGUGCAUGUGUUUUGUUUGUUCAAUAUGUUUUGAUUUGGUCUAUUAUUAUUAUUUUUUUAUGGAUACAAAUAUCGAUUUUGUGUGACAUAUAAAAUAAACUUUCUUGUGUGACAGUGAUUCCAAUCGUUUCUGUUUAGAUUUGUUGUAAUUUAGUGUGAAAAAGUGUUGGUGAAACAAAACAACCGAAAGAUAUACAAAAAAUUUCAAAUUAACCCCGAACGUGCGCGCAUGAACAGGAAUAGUAUUAAAAACUAAUAUAUUUUGAAAACGAAAAAAAAACAUACGAAAUUGCCUAGCUACUUGUAUAGUUGUGAUAUAACGGUUGUUACUUAGCGAAGUGGCUGUGCAGAACUCGAGUGUACAUAAUUGAUAUUUGCCUUCGAAAUAUAGAAACGCGAAAUAGUCGUUAGCAAAAUGACGAAGGUUGAACUUUACAAAUCGCGUGUGUUUGUCACCAUAAUUCAUCUGUUUGCUCUGGGCCAAUUUGCGUAUGGCCUCUUUUAUAAUAAAUUUGAGAUACAGCGCAGCGCAAAGCUGGAAAUGUCGCCAAGCCGACGAUUAGUGCCAGAAGGUUUUGGGCAGAAAGUGAAGUUUUUCACCUUUUGGAAUUUGAUCAUCCAAACAAUCUACUACGUUAUAUCACUAAUAAAUGAUUUUUUGGGAACCAACGAAGUGGCGCCAAAACACACACCCACUAUACGCAAAGUUAAAGACUAUCUAAUGUCAGCUUUAGCCUUCCCAGUGGCGUUGAACGUGGGCAUCACAUUUUGGACACUAUAUGCCAUAGACCGCGAAUUAGUCUUACCCCGUGUGUUGGAUCCAGUGUUUCCAAGUUGGCUCAAUCAUGUUUUGCACACCAAUGUCGUGGUAUUUAUGAUACUGGAACUUUUCACUUCAUUCCGCGCUUAUCCGAAACGCAGCACGGGCUUAGCCGGCCUCUCAGCAUUCAUAGUCAGCUAUCUAAUUUGGUUGCAUGUUGUCAAAUAUUAUUCCGGCUUUUGGGUCUAUCCGGUUCUUGAGGUGCUGCUGCUACCGCAACGCAUUGUCUUCUUUGUUGCUGUAAUCACAAUUACAUUAUGUUUGUAUCUGUUUGGCGAAUUCAUGAAUAACAUUGUUUGGGAAAAAGAACUGAAGCUGGCGCAACGCAAAGUCAAAUAAAUAACGCUUGAACGCGGAUAUUUCGUAAAAUAUUAUAUUUGAACGCUUUGAUUCGAUCUGAGCUGCCAUAUCUACACAUGAGCAGUCGUAAAACAACUGGAGUAGAGAAAAUCCAUUUAGAAAAGAUAAAGAAAACAAAAUUCUUAUGAUAUUUUAAACUUAAAGCUUUGCAUGAAUAUUUCUAAAAAUGUAUUUAGUAUAUGCUGGUUUGUAUGUAACCAAAAAAAUAACAAAAACAAUUCUUACCAAAAUAAAUUAUAUUGUAUGUAGUCAA
Molecule: messenger RNA, 2582 nt
Organism: Bactrocera oleae (olive fruit fly)
Lineage: Eukaryota; Metazoa; Arthropoda; Insecta; Diptera; Tephritidae
Source: RefSeq, a predicted model, not a curated record